AUGAUAGUCGAAAUUGGAAACAUGCUUCUACAGCAGAUCCUAUAUUUCUUCUCGCUUAAAAUGCUGGACUCGAGACUGGAUCCAAGCACGGAUGCCAAGCGGGCCCAGAAAGUGAGCAUGGGAGCGUCCAAGAGUCGCUGGCGCACCUUCGAGUUCAAGGUGUAUUACGUGAUGUUUAUCUUGGUGGUGCCGCUAAUGAUACGCACAGCGAUAUCUGCGACCAGCGAACGCAACCCCAACUACGCGAGAUUUGAGCCGCUGCUCAGCAAGGGCUGGAUUUUAGGGCGCAAAGUCGACAAUACCGAUAGCCAGUACCGCUUCUUCAGAGACAACAUGCCGCUUUUAGCGGGCCUCAUAGUGCUGCAUACGGGUCUGAAAAAGGCAGUUUUGCGCACUACCAAUGUCCGCAGGGUCCGUUUCGAUCUAGUGUUUGGAUUGCUGUUCUUGUUUGCAGCACACGGAGUCAGCGCUCUGCGUGUGCUCCUGCACCUGGUGAUAAACUACGCGAUUGCCAAGACCUUGAGAAAGAACUACAGGCUUGCUACGUUCCUGACAUGGGUUUACGGCAUUAGUACACUAUUCUUCAACAACAGCUACAGGAAGUAUCCCUUUGGAAAUGUUUUAUCGGUCUUAACUCCCCUCGAUGGCGCUUUCAAGGGCAUAAUAGAGCGUUGGGAUGUCUUCUUCAACUUUACUCUGCUGAGAAUGAUAAGCUUCAACAUGGACUUCCUUGAAAAGUGGGAGCAGGUGGUGACUGGCAAGAAAAACAAUUCACCAUCCCCCUCGCCUUCCCACGUCAGCAACUUGAAGCCAGAGCUCAAGAGAGCGGCCUCUUCUGCAACCACUUUGGAGACCAUUUGCGAAAACGGCACCACUAACGUUUUACUGGACGAGCGGGCUCGCAUGAACGCACCUCACCACAUCCAAGACUACUUAUUUGCAAACUAUCUUGCUUACGUUACUUACACUCCGCUAUUCAUCGCGGGACCAAUUGUGACCUUCAACGACUACUUAUAUCAAUGCCAGCAGACUCUUCCCUCCAUUAAUACCAAAAGAAUAUUGUACUACGCAGGAAGAUUUGUGCUUUGUGUCCUAACCAUGGAAUUUGUCUUACAUUACAUCUAUGCCGUUGCGGUCUCGAAGACCAAAGCUUGGGACGGAGACACACCAUUCCAAAUCUCCAUGAUUGGGCUUUUCAACCUGAAUAUAGUCUGGCUGAAGUUGCUCAUCCCAUGGAGACUUUUCAGGCUAUGGGCCAUGAUUGAUGGCGUUGACGCUCCAGAAAAUAUGAUUCGGUGUGUCGAUAAUAACUUCAGUGCAUUGGCUUUCUGGAGAGCAUGGCAUAGAUCUUUCAACAAAUGGGUAGUCCGCUACGUCUACAUACCACUGGGCGGUUCCAAAAAUCGUAUCUUAACGUCCCUUGCCGUUUUCUCGUUUGUUGCAAUCUGGCACGACAUUGAGCUAAAACUUCUUUUGUGGGGGUGGUUGAUAGUGCUAUUCCUGCUACCAGAAAUAUUCGCUCAGCGGUACUUUGCACCAUAUCGGAAAAGGCCUUGGUAUAGAUUUGUUAGAGCAAUGGGCGCCAUUUUGAAUAUUUGGAUGAUGAUGAUUGCAAAUUUGUAUGGUUUCUGUUUGGGAUACGACGGUACUGUUCAUCUAAUAAAAGGCUUGUUUUUCACCUGGGCUGGGUUACGGUUCCUCAUGGGGGCUAACGUGGCCUUGUUCAUUGCAGUUCAGGUGAUGUUUGAACAAAGAGAGCACGAGAAGAGAAACGGCGUUGACGUCAAAUGCUGA
Molecule: messenger RNA, 1794 nt
Organism: Lachancea thermotolerans CBS 6340
Lineage: Eukaryota; Fungi; Ascomycota; Saccharomycetes; Saccharomycetales; Saccharomycetaceae
Gene: GUP1
Product: O-acyltransferase
Exons: 1
Coding region: 1-1794 (597 amino acids)
Biological process (GO): GPI anchor biosynthetic process
Cellular component (GO): endoplasmic reticulum
Source: RefSeq, a predicted model, not a curated record